Blastocystis hominis is the source of this 1038-nucleotide messenger RNA. RefSeq lists its product as hypothetical. Gene Ontology annotation, molecular function: RNA binding. Gene Ontology annotation, biological process: RNA processing. Gene Ontology annotation, cellular component: nucleus; ribonucleoprotein complex. Lineage: Eukaryota; Bigyra; Opalinata; Blastocystidae. The record is from RefSeq and is a predicted model, not a curated record. Bases 1 to 1029 code for a protein of 342 amino acids. The transcript is spliced from 4 exons.
AUGGGUAAAAUGUGUUUGUUUUUCGGAAUUCCAAAAGUCGGGGAUAUUUUUGUUGCUCUUUUACAAUUGGUUCCAUACCAUUUUAUCAUGUCGGAAGACUUGGCUAGCAAGAUUCGGAAGCAAGUGGAGUUCUAUUUCAGUGGACUGAAUUUGAGACGCGACAAGUUUAUGAGGGAAAAGAUGUCUGCUGAUCCUGAGGGAUUUAUGACCAUUGAAACCCUCAUGACGUUCAAUCGUCUGAAGCAGCUCACAACCGAUCCUAAGGUUGUUGUUGAUGCGAUUAAGAGUUCCGAUAAGCUAGCCUUCAACAGCGACUUUACCAAGGUGAAGAGCAACAUUGAUUUCAGAAAGCCUGAAAACGAUGUUUCUCUCCGCACGGUCCAUAUGCGUGGCUUCCCUACCAGUGCGACGCUGGACGAUCUUCUUGAAGGCUUAAAGCCCUACGGCAACAUUCGCUUCAUCGAAAUGCGUCGUUUCGUGAGCACUCGCGAGUUCAAGGGAUCGGUGAAUGUGGAGUUCGAGACGGCUGAGGAAGCGGCCGCGUUCAUGGAGAAGAAGAUCGUGUUCGCCGGCGUGGAGAUCACAGAGAAGCAGCUGCUCUCGGAGCGCGAGAAGGAGUUCGAGGAGCGCAACAAGCGGCUGAGUUUCUGCCGCGACAGCAUCGUUCAGAUCCGCAACAUCGGCACCGAAACGACGACGGAGAAGCUGCGCGAAGUGCUGAAGCCGUACCUGACGGAGUACAGCUUCGUGCUGCACACGGAGGGCGAGAACCAGGCGAUGGUGCGCUUUGCGACGUGCGAAGAAGCGGCGAAGGCGGUGGAGGAGCUGAAAACGACGACGAUCGCGGAGAAGCCGCUGAAGUUGCAGGUGCUGAAGGGAAAGAAGGCGAACGGAGUGUGGACGAAGAUGAAGGCGCUGAUGAUCGAUGGGGAGAAGGCGAAGAAGAACGAGAAGGGAGAGAAGAGAGAACGAGAGAAUGAAGGAGAGGGAGAGGGAGAAGAAGAGGCGAAGAAAGCCAAGCUGGACUAAAAGUCUUUU